Molecule: messenger RNA, 2316 nt
Organism: Lithohypha guttulata
Lineage: Eukaryota; Fungi; Ascomycota; Eurotiomycetes; Chaetothyriales; Trichomeriaceae
Exons: 2
Coding region: 1-2316 (771 amino acids)
Source: RefSeq, a predicted model, not a curated record
AUGCAACUUCGAAAGACCAUUAAGAGACCUGGCCGGUUUGAUGAGGAGGUCUUUGAGGCCGGACAUGCAGAUGUCACGAUGACGACCGGUAUGCCAUCUGAGGACUAUACGGUCCCCAGGCGACUGGUCACCGAGCCCGCUUUCCUGCCUACAGCAGCAGCUUUUCCCUCCGUAUCUCUGUCAGGGGCUCCAGAAUCCCCUUCAAGGAAGAAUUGGCUUGCGGAGGCUAUUCAAAAAAGUAACGAGACUCGGUCAGUCGAUCCUGCCUUAUUCAGUGAAGGUUCUGAGGGUGACGAUGAUGGCGAAGAUGGAUACACCAGCCAACAGAACUCUCCUGACGUUGACACAUCGCGCUACUCCAAUAUAUCGCUUGAGAUGGAAACGAGUCCUGUGCGAAGUGAUGAGAACCAUAAUGCUUCGAAUGUUACAUGGUCGAUGCUUGAGCCAAGCAUACAACUGUAUAUCUUCGAGAGUCUCUUCGUCAGUCUAAAGCGUGCCAACACAGUGGCAGAGGUUUUAGCCUUGGAUGCAGAACAGCUCGAAAAUGUGGCUUAUCUACGCAACUUACGACACAUCCAUCCCAUGAGUACUGACCUACUAUGGAAACAUUGCGCCAAACGUGGCACAGGUGCGACGACUGGCGUUUACGACGGUAGCGCACCACCGGUUGAGCCCGAGAUUUUGCGUCAAUACAUGAAGUAUUUUACCUUCGCUGAACAGCUUAGUACUGCGUCCGAACCGCAGAGACUCCUUGGUUUGCACUUUCUUCGCAAGCGUGGUAUCGACGGCGACUUCGUCGAUGCGUUGCUCAGAAAUCAGCAAGGUAUUUGGUCAAGACCUCCAGAACAAGCGAGCAUAGGUUCUAAGGAUGUAGGCGACCAUGCGCAUUUCCACGAGACAACUUUCCGAGAUGAGAAUACUGUCCAGGGAGACUUUCGGCAGACUUUUCUGUCCAAGCCCUUGUUGGACAUUAGUGCUGCUGUACCACAUCUUCGCUUUAGCCUAGAUAGUGUCGGCUCAGAGGGCGAGAUAUCGUCCACGGCGCAGAGUCACCAAACUGGUACUUACGGCCCUGGUGCUAAAGCAGCACCAGAUACGACAGUCGUCGCGGCUGAGGAUCCUGAACGUCGUGCUUCGCAAACUAUGCACCAACCAACCACGAACUCAGCGAAAGAUGGCAGCACAAACACGACUGCAGAUACGGGUUGGGUCUGUCUGUUGAUGCACUUGAUCACCGCUUUUGACGCCCAGAACGAGCUUAUCUUGAAGAAAGUGGCGGACAUGCCUUUAUCUAACCAGGAUCGAGCAAUCCUUCUCGAGGCAAGUAAAGCUCAAUGCGAAAAGAACAUCCUCAAGGCAUUUCGAGAGAAGAUCACAGAGUAUAGUCGUGUUUUCUCGAGAUCGAUCACUCAGGAAAACGCAAUCAAAGCCUCUGCUGCGUCAGGAAAAGAUCUCCCUGUUCAAUUCGACGGAAGAGCUGGUGAAGCGGCUGUAGCCCUGCAGUCGACUCUGGCAGGCAUUGCGGACGAUGAUACAAUCGGGGUCCGUCACGUUGAAGGUGUAAAGCAUAAGAAUAUUCUCAGUAGUAUUGUGAGCACUAAGAGUCCGACUUCUACACAUGACGGAAGCACUGGUCGUCGGAAGGUGGUUGGCUUUUCGGAUAAUAUGACGGUGGCCAGAAGGCUGAAGUUAACGACAAGAAAACGGCUUGAAAAUACCGCAGGCCUAGAGAAUGAUGGUAUGUUAGAGACACCACGUCGUGCAACACCUCCAGAACAAAAAUCGCCUAUUGCACCACCAUGGUCACCUCUAGUUGACCGGGAUUUCUCAGAUCGAGAAGACCUGCAGCUUCCGCCUCCUCCACUGCGACCAAAGCAGCCCUACAGUAAUCUUGCCACGAGCAACCUUCGAAGCUCGACCCCAUGGAAAUCCAGAGCCGUAUCUACCGCCCAACCUCAACAACCGCCGCUCGAUCAGCCCAACGUCCAAACACAAGAGCAGUCCAAACCUGAACGCCUAAAAAUUAAGUUCAGGAUGGCACCCUCGCAACCUCCAUCCCGCUCGUCAUUGCUAGCCAACAAUACCGCCUCCUUUGGAGACACUGAUAUAUCUGACCGCUCGCGGCGAUCCUCUUUUCUGCCACUGAACACUACUGAACUUGGAGUAUCUUUACCUCCAGCCCUGCCUCCUCCUCAGCAGUCGAGAUCACCACUAGAGGAUAAGGGAAAGAAGAGAGCGCCGUAUCAGACCAAGGCACGAAAGGCAGCAGCUGAAGCCGCGAACAAAUCAGAGCAACCACCACCUCUAUCUGCUUAG